CUACUUUAUGCAUUGUACAGUACAAUGAAAGUGUGUCGCAGAGCUUCGACGGAAACAUAUGAAACUCAAGGACACUGGGUCAUUUUAGAUUUCUAUUAAUGUGUUUACACUACAGUUUGUUAAGCAGUAUAGUAAGAGCCUUACGAUAGACAUGCCAUAGGGAAUUUCAUAAACGCCCUCAGCAAGUAGAACUGAAACAAGGAAGGUGGUUUAGGGUUAGUGCAUCAACACGGGUCAAUAUUCCAGAUUGUUGAUUAGUUGCUGUAGUACGCCAUGAAGACUGCCUUCCUUAGCUACGUUUUGGCCAUAGCCAUUAUGGCUGCCUGUGUGGAGUUUAUUGAGUGCGAUCGUCUGCCCACAAAUGGGAUUCGUGUGUACAUCAGCAGCGUGUCAGACAACCUGGAACUCAAGAAACAACAACAUAGGAUACAGAUGGUUCUCAGCGGGGAGAACAUCGACGCACAGUACAUCGAUAUCUCCUCAAACGCCGCCGCUAAGGAAUUCAUGAGGGAAAAAGCAGGACCGUUUACUGUUCCUCCACAGCUUUUUAACGGCGAGGAAUACCUUGGUGAUUACCAAGCUUUUGAGGAAGCAGUUGAAGACAGACGUCUUAUGGAAUUCCUAAAGUUGAACUGAUUUAUCUCGUGGUUAAAAAUAAAGUUUGAGACACUGUCAAGACGUCAAGGCACGCGAAUUCACAUGUGUAAUAUACUUCAACUACCAUUUUGACAAAAACCUAACAAGAUAUAAAAAAAAAAACAGAAAUGUCUGAAGCUGGACGAGCUGAGAUGAUUGUACUGCAUGGGUACAUACCGGUACAUAAUGAAUAGUAAAAUGAAUAAUAAUAUAAAUAGAGCCUUAGUACAAAUUAUAACUUGCCAUGAUAUGUGUUUACUGUGCUGAUAAUUGUUUAAGGAAAAUGAUAUUCAAUAUGUUGCACUCUUUCAAGAGAAGCAUUUAUUAUUUUGCAACCUAGGCUUAAAUUCUUUAUGCACCUUGCAUUUGAAUACAAAUUUCUGUUGUGAGUUCUGCUUUAUUACAUUCAAGAUUCCCGCGUCAAGUCACAUGGUACCAGGUGUCAUGCGACACCUGGCGUGACGCGUAAACAAUACAAAGACUAAAACACUACAUUCCUCCCCAUCUUAUUUUCAAAACAUGCUUAUAUACAAACCACUGAUGAAUAAGAUAAGUGUGAAGUAAUUACAAUUGUUGAAAUAAUUUUAACAUACAUACGGAUUACACUUUAUUAACAGCAUCUUAGUCAACCCUUGCUUUAAAUGACAAUGUUAUGUAUUAUAUGCCUUACAUCAGCACAGUUAGUGAUAAUGAGAUCUAUUUUUGUGCAUAGUAAAUAAUAAUUGUGCAUAUACAUUGCAUAUCAACGGCACAAAUAAAUAC
Molecule: messenger RNA, 1398 nt
Organism: Lingula anatina
Lineage: Eukaryota; Metazoa; Brachiopoda; Lingulata; Lingulida; Lingulidae
Product: SH3 domain-binding glutamic acid-rich-like protein 3
Source: RefSeq, a predicted model, not a curated record